AUGUCGCAUCGGGGCGAGACUCUUCACAAAGAUGUGUGCUGCAUUGCUGACCUGAAGGAGCUGGGGAGUAAAAGGCUCUCUCCCAUGGUCCGGGACUACUAUAAUGAAGGAGCUAUGGAUUUGAUUACUCUGCGCGAAAACGAAACCGCUUUCGAUCGCUACAAGAUCCGACCACGAAUUUUGGUCAACGUCGAUAAUGUCGACACCAGCACAGAGGUGCUUGACACUAAGGUCAAUCUUCCCUUCGGCUUCAGCCCUGCCGCCUCACACAAACUAGCACACCCAGAUGGAGAACUGGCGACAUCUCGCGCGGCCGCCAAAUAUGGAAUUUGCAUGGGCUUGUCAUCCUAUGCGACAUACCCUCUGGAAGACGUUGCCGCGCAGGGUCUGGGCAAUCCGUAUUUCAUGCAGAUGUGUGUGUUGAAAGAUCGUUCAAUCACAUUGCAGUUGCUAGAUCGCGCAGAGAAGGCCGGAUACAAGGCGCUUUUUCUGUCGGUGGACGUACCCGUGCUAGGCAAGCGACUGAAUGAAUAUCGCAACGAAUUCCGCAUCCCAGAGGAUAUGGAGUAUCCCAACAUCCUCAGCAGCGGUUCCGACGUCUCAGAUCGCACUAACUAUGACCCUAGUCUAGACUGGGAGAGCGCAAUUUCAUGGCUCCGAGAACAUACAUCGCUGAAAGUUUGGCUGAAAGGAGUUUGUUCCCCUGAGGACGUUGAGCUUGCGAUUCAGUACGGGGUCGACGGUAUCGUUAUUUCCAACCAUGGUGGUCGUCAACUAGAUGGCCUUCCAGCGACGCUUGAUGCACUAAGAGUGUGCGCUCCUGUUGCCAAGGGACGGGUACCCAUCACUAUUGAUGGUGGCAUUCGUCGCGGGUCAGAUAUCUUCAAGGCGCUAGCUCUUGGGGCUAGCUAUUGCUUCCUGGGGAGGAUCCCCAUUUGGGGCCUGGCUUAUGACGGCCAAGAAGGAGUGGAGCUGGCGAUCAAGAUCUUGCGCCAAGAGCUGAUGAUCACGAUGGCACUUGCUGGAUGCCGCACCAUCAACGACAUCCAAAAAUGCUAUUUGUCGGUGCUGCACCCUGACGGCAUUCUUGCCAAGCUGUAA
Messenger RNA from Penicillium atrosanguineum, 1101 nucleotides. Its product is annotated as alpha-hydroxy acid oxidase. The record is from RefSeq and is a predicted model, not a curated record. Gene Ontology annotation, molecular function: oxidoreductase activity; FMN binding. The coding region runs from base 1 to 1101 and encodes 366 amino acids. NCBI's taxonomy places the organism in Eukaryota, Fungi, Ascomycota, Eurotiomycetes, Eurotiales, Aspergillaceae. The transcript is spliced from 9 exons.